Ceratina calcarata is the source of this 984-nucleotide messenger RNA. RefSeq lists its product as uncharacterized. The record is from RefSeq and is a predicted model, not a curated record. The annotation marks the transcript as partial. Lineage: Eukaryota; Metazoa; Arthropoda; Insecta; Hymenoptera; Apidae. The transcript has 4 exons.
AUGGGAAUAUCCUACCUCGAAGGAACGUUCGAAUCAUUGACAGGUUAUGGCAACGGGACGGUGACACCAGUAGGAAUGCUCACGACAUCACUCACAAUCGACGGUGUUACAGCCAAGGUGAAGAUUCAUGUCAUUUCACAAAAGUAUCAACCGAUACCAUUGAUCGUGGGUCAUCCCUAUACGGAGCAAGAUCACGUGGAGAUUGUUAGCAGAGUAAACGAAUUGCUAAUUCGCCGAGUAGAUGACAGCAAAGCCGAUGAACCGCAGAAGACAAUUUUAUGGGUCAAGGAAGCAGACGUUUCCUUGGAAGGUGGCAUACGUGAAGACGGACAAUUGAUACCCAGAUGCGUGGUAAAAGCUGAUGAUCAAGGGAUGUCUAUGGUGCCAGUACUCAAUAUUUCAGGUGGUGAAUUGGUGAUUGAUGAAAGGACAAUUCUUACUCGUGGAGAAGCGGUGAUGUCAAAUGCCAGAACCGUGAUAGAUAUCAUUAACGAUUUCAAAGACUUAAUCGCCAAAAACAUUUGUCAAAUAGGUUGCAUCGAUAGAGCGGAGAUGUCAGUAACGUUAAUAGAUGAUAAUCCAGUGUGUUAUCGACCAUAUAGAGUAUCGAAAGAGGAGCAACAACAACAACGCGAAAUCAUCCAAGGGCUGAUAGAUGCUAAUAUCAUCGAAGAGAACGAGUCUCCAUUUUCGAGUUCGCGACUGAUUAACACGGUAUUAGGGAAAUUGCGCGGUGUAAUGGCGAUGGCAUACAUCGAUGACAUAAUUAUUCCUUCGGAGACGGUCGCAGAUGGUCUCAGUAAACUUCAAGAAGUUUUUAAAGAGUUAAUAUCGGCGAAUCUAACGUUAAAAUUGGAGAAAUGUUACUUUUUACAGAGAAAAAUCGAAUACUUAGGGUUUGAGAUAACGGCGGAAGGAAUCGCACCGGGAAAGAGAAAACUAAUUAGAGUAAAAGAGUAUCCAAUGCCUUUUGAUGUUAAAAAA